Cherax quadricarinatus is the source of this 10169-nucleotide messenger RNA. RefSeq names its product peroxin 13 (gene Pex13). NCBI's taxonomy places the organism in Eukaryota, Metazoa, Arthropoda, Malacostraca, Decapoda, Parastacidae. Gene Ontology annotation, cellular component: peroxisomal membrane; peroxisomal importomer complex; peroxisome. Gene Ontology annotation, biological process: protein import into peroxisome matrix, docking. Gene Ontology annotation, molecular function: protein binding. The record is from RefSeq and is a predicted model, not a curated record.
CUGCGUAAUUAAUGUGUAGAGGAGGAGGCAAGGUGGCGGCCCAGGAGCUAGCGCUCGCUGAUAAUAUUAACACUGAGUGGUGUUAUCUGUGAGUGGUGUGUUAUCUGUGAGUGGUGUGUUAUCUUGUGUGCUGAUGUGAGUUUAGUGGUGGAGGAGAGACAGUGUUGACAUAGAUGGCAGCAGCACCAAAACCCUGGGACACACAUAAUGCUGUCAACCACAGACAAUAUAACUUUAACCCCGACAAUAUUAACUCAUUUGUGUCAGCAUCUCCACAUAUGGCACCUGGAGCUGGUGGUGGCGGCGGUGGUGGUGGAGGCAGUGGGCUCCCUCAGAACAACCAGCCACCUUUGCCUCCACGCCCCACCGUUACUAGACCUAGCAUGUAUUCUCGACCAACUUAUGGAGCCUAUGGGUCCUAUGGGCCGUAUGGUAACUUAGGAGGGUCUUAUUAUGGUGGUGGAUAUAAUGCCUUUGGAUCUUCAUAUGGGAACUAUGGCCGGCUUGGUGCGAUGGGGGGACCUUUGGUUGAAAAUGGAUUUCUGCAAGUGGCCGAGGAUAGUUCCCGUCAAGCCUUCCAGAGCAUAGAGAGUAUUGUCCAUGCAUUUGGCUCUGUCAGUAUGAUGCUAGAAUCAACAUAUCAUGCUGUUUACAGUUCAUUCCGUGCUGUAUUAGGAGUUGCUGAUCACUUCUCCAGAAUGAAGUCUCAUUUUGCUCAAAUAUUUUCUGCACUUGCUGUUGUUAGAACUCUACGAUGGUUGUACAGGAAACUUCUAUACCUCAUUGGUUUAAGAUCUCAAAAUCCUAGUUUAGAGGCUGCUUGGCGCACCACUGGAGGAGCGAGUGAGUCAGCUGUUUCUACAAUAACAGAGGCUGAUAUUAAAGCUGCCAAAUCUUCCUGGCCUAUAGUGAUGUUUUUAGCUGUUGUGUUUGGUGGUCCUUAUGUCAUUUGGCACCUGUUGUCAUCAAUGGCACCCCCUGCCAAAAAAACGCGAACUUGGAUUACAGGACUUGGGGAGCAUUAUAUUGCUCUUGCUCAAUAUUCUUUUGAGGCUGAAAACAGAAAUGAACUUGGCUUUAGAGCUGGACAAUCCCUGUUCUUGGCACCAAAGGACCAGCAGCCCAAUGUUCGUGGAUGGUUACUAGCAUCUAAUGGAACUACCUGUGGACUGGUACCAGCUAAUUAUAUACAGAUUUUAGGAUUACGUUCUGGGUCAUCACCUGCUGGCAGUACCCAAGCACAACAAGGUGUUCCAGCAGCAGUAAGCUCGGGCAGCAGAGUUGUAGCCUCCAGGAUUCCUAAUAUGCCAAUGCCUCAGUAUACACAACCUUCAGCGCCUGGCACAGGACGGGCUCCACUGAUGCCAAGAAUUCCGCCUCAGACCUUCGGCCAGCAACCCCAAAACACCCCUAAUAAUGAGUUACCUCAGGAGCCAACUCCAACUACUACACAAUCUUCUGAGGUGCUUUCUGUCAUGCCUGAAGAGGGAAAGAUAGACACUCCUAACCAGCAGUGCUUAUUACCUCAAGAUGAAGUACUUCAAACUCAUUUGAAAGCAUUUAAUACUGAGGGUAUUGAUGAAGUGGAUGCUAAAACAGAAAUGUAAUUCUGUUAUAAAUUCUUGAGUUUAAUGUAAGGGGCAGUAUUGAAUGUUUUUCUAUCACUGUGCUCAUGAGUACAUUUUCAUGGCACUGAAUAGUUAUUUAAUUGAAGAUCUAUAACCAGUGAAGUUUCUAUUUUCUACUUUUUAUUUGAAACCAAUUUACCUAAUGUUUUAAUGAUUAUUGAAUUUAUUACUAAAAUCCAACUUUAUAUUGCAUAUUUGGGAAUAUUCACUUCAUUUUAAUAUUUUGUAUGCUAAUACUUGUUUUUUCCUCCCAUGAAAUUUGUAUUACUAGUACUAUAUACAUUUUCUGUUAUUAUGAGAUGUGAUGCAGUCUUCUUAUUGUUUUUAAGAGAGACACAAACAAGCGCUAGGACGUGUUAUUAGAAAAUGUUAGUACCAGGAUCAAAAAGUUUUCUAAUAAAUAGGUUCUAGUGUUUACUUGUGUGUCUUUUUAAACUAAUUUGUCAGUAUCAAUUAACAAGUUUUAUACCAGUGUUUUUAUCUUAGUACACUUAUGAAAACUUGUUUCCUGAUGUCAUGUGUAUAUAUUUUUUUAAAACUCCAAAUGUCCUGAGAUGGCAAUGAUAUACAGUAAACCCUCCUCUACUGUAACCUUACAUAGGUAGAUUUUAUGUAAUAGCAAUUUGAAAGUGCAGUCAGACUUUCAUAGUGCAUGAAUAAAGCUUGUUAAUAUGCUCGAUAAUUCCAAAACUAAGUAAUGUGCAAAAUUUGGGGCCAGAAGUAGUGCCUCUCGGCUUCAAUUUGUUUUUGGUGAGCAAGCGAGCCAGUCAUCCCACUAGGUAGCAUUUUUCUUUAACUCAUGUUUUCCAAAAUUUAUUUAACUUGUGAACUCUUGUUUAUGUAAAAUACUGGUAUAAAAAGUUUGAAAGAAUUUUCAGUGCAUUAAUAUGAAGAAUCUGCAAUAAUUCAGUAUCGUACAUUUUUAUAAUUAUACUUCGAUUAAUCAUUGCCUUGCAUUUAACAGUGAUGUAGCUACUCUAGCAGUAUUUCAAUAUUUGGUGAACCUGUUCAUGAUUGAUAAUAGUGAGUUACUGUUUACAUAAGAUGUAUGGAGAUAUAUGGCAAGUCUCCUGCCAGUGCUGCUCCUGUUGUAUUAACAACAUAGUAAUAUUUUGAGGGGGCAAGGUAGAGGUGUGCCAUUUUCCUGCUGACUCUGACUUUGCAUUUAGCAAAGCAUGUGGUGUUACUUUCUCUUCUUCUAAGCAUAACAUUUCAAAUUUAUUCAUUUUGUGUUUGUGUGUUUGUUUUCUCAUGUCUGAUACAAUUUAGUAAGAAAAUGCAGCUUAUAUUUUUAAAUGUUAACAAGGUAAAGGGCCAAGCUAAUGUUGCUUCAACACACCAGCUGUCUCUCACUGAGGUUGGGUGGCCGCAGAAAAGAGGGAACACUCGUCAUCACUGUCUCAUCCUCUAGCUUCAUAAUUUUAUCACCAAACAGGAAUACAGAUAGGUAGCAGUCUACCCCUACUGGCAGGUCUUUUACAUAACCUAGGGACAGCAUCUGGAAACAUCGGACGAUGCUUUGGUCUGUCCUUGACCAUUAUGGGUCUAAACAUGCUGAAAUAUCAUCAUCUAAUGUAUCUGCUCUAAAUUGCGGGAUAGUGAGGUGUUCCAGCCAUUUUAUUAUAACAUCUAUUCUAAACAAGUGAGGCUUACAACUGAUUCUUGUGGAAGGGGCAGAGACUGCUAGCUACAUUCACUUAGCUUGGCAUUUUAUCCCUCAUUGUGAUUGUCUUGCCUUUCAGGUGUUUCUUAAUCCUUUUCAAUACUGUACUGAUAUCACCAGCUUGUGUUUUUUUUUUUUUUUCCUGCAGGUAAAAUGUAGUCUAUUCAAUCAUCUUUAUUUUUUCUUGAUCACUAUCAGCUUGUCAUAGACCUCUGAAACCUUGUUGCUCUGUGGAAAUAUUGUGUUUCAUCAGUCUCUUCCUGGUUAUAUUCUCCCUUGCUUGUCACUUUAUUCUUGUUAGAGAUACCAGUCUCUUGUAAAAGGUCUUCUGUCUCAAACCAUACCACAGGUGGUAUGGUUUGUUUGCAAUCGUGUCAUUACGAUUUCGUGAGUCUUCUGUCUCACUUUUUUAAUAUUGCAGUUACAUUUGUUAUUGUCCUGGUAUCAAGGCUUUGUUAAAGAUCUAGGGAAGAUGCAUCCUUGGGAAUUUUACUCUUCUCUCAGUAUCCAUGGCAAUAUUUUAUCACAUACUGUUUUAUUUGUCUAGCUCCUUCAAGAUUUCAUUGCCUCCUCACUUGUGUAGUUGUUCCUUUGCUUUUCUGACACUGGUUUUUGUUUCUCAGCUGUGAAGAUGUCUUGGGUGUGUGAAAAUAAUGUAAGAUAUUGUAUUGUUAGGUUAUUUGAAAGUGUAUAGUGAUCACUUCCUUGCUGCCCUUCCACCUAGUCACAAUUACAAUAUCAUUCCCACUUGACAGUUUAGAUACCAGAGUGCUCAUCCUGUUCACUUAUACUCUGCUUACCCAGGGGCUUUCCUUAUGUAUGAUUAAAUGUACCUCGUGGAAAUAAUUAAUAUUUUUAUUAUUUUUUUAUUGUUAUAUUUGUCUGAUUAACCCUUCAACUUCUUAGAUAUGAUUUACUUUUUGCAGAUUUAAUUUUCUGGAUUAUAUCUGUUAGCUUUAAUGGUUUCAUGGAUCAUGACCUCCUGAAGUGCAUGGAAAAUAUGGCAGGAAUAAGAACUAAGUACAGUAUUUAAGAACACAAAAAAGGAAAGAUAAGUGUAUACUGAAUGUAUAUUUGUAGAAGUUGUCAGAUUUAUCUGGCAUUUAACAUGAUUAUAAGAGACAAAGGAAAGGGUAACAAUCCUGCCAAAGUGGAAAACACUGAAUUAAUAAGUUUUUAUUUCAUACUUGAGUAUCUUUGACAAACAAGUAGUGUAAAUUCAUUGUUGCAGCAAUAUGAAAACUCUGAACAUAGAAAUUUAUAUAUUUUUGUUCAUUACUGUAAUGCCAACCAAAUUUAGGCUCAUCUUAAACAGGUAAGCAGAACCAAGCUAUGUUAGAUCAUGUUAAUUUUGUCUAAAUUAGGCUAGUGUGUUACAUUAGUUUUAUUACACCAUGCUGAUUUCCUCGUUUCAAGAUGUCAUAACAAUGACAGGAUGAUGGAAUGUUAUAAGAGUAAAUAAAUGAAGUGUAGGGAUUGUCCUAGGAAAGGAUGGAGGAGGUAGAAGAGGUUUUGUGUGAAAGGGGCUUGAGCAUACAGCAGGCAUGCGUAGCUUGUUAGAUAGGAGUGAAUGGAGACGAAUGGUUUUUUGGGAUUUGACGAGCUGUUGGAGUGUGAGUAGGAUAAUACUUUGUGAAGGGAUUUUGGGAAACUGGUUAGCCAGGCUUGAAUCCUGGAAAUGGGAAGUACAGUGCCUGCACUUUAAAAGAGGGGUUUGGGAUAUUUGCUGUUUGGAGUGACAUCUGAACUAGUGUAUCUAUGCACCUCUGCAAUGACUGUGAUUAUGUGUGAAUGACAACUUGCCAGUGUUGUCUGCUGGUGUGCAUAGUAUUUUUUAAAAUUCAAAGAUUUUGUGAAGAGACACUAAUGAAAUCCAACUAGCCAGUAGGAGAUUCCUUGCCAAGAAUUUUCUGUUUACCAUGCACUGGUAGAUGAAGGUUGCUGUUAAACAGUUUUGUGAUUAAAAACACAUUUUAGGGUAGGCAGGUAGGAGUGAGAUUAUAUAUGAAAUUACCCUUCAAGGAGGAAAGUUUGCUUUAUUCUGGAAAGCGUCUUGAUUCAAAGAAUGUGGGGGAGCCAACCUUCCUUUUCACGGAUCAUCGUUUAUUCCUCAGGAGCUGUAUGAUUGUUAUGGAUUUAACACUUCCAGUGAAUAUAACAAUAAAUUCAAUAAUUAGUUCUGUAUGACUAGUGUGGGUUUAUUUAAAUAUAAUACAAUAAUUACUUGCUUUAUAGGGGUUCAGUAUACAGUAUGUGAAUUUAGUUAAAUUUCCUAGGGCCCAUAUAAAUUUGCACUUCAUGAUCAGUGGGUUAUGCAAAAUGUAAUGCAUCUGCAAUAUUAACCCUUUGACUGUUGUAGGCCCCUUUCUGAAACUGUCAUUCUACGUUGAUAAUUUUUUGGGAAAAAAAAUUAUUUUUUCUUAUGAAAUGAUAGAGAAUCUUUUCCCAAUGGUAAUGACAUCAAAAGUACGAAAUUUGGUCCAAAACUCAUGGAAUUACGCUCCUACGAAGUUAGCGGUCUUGACGACAUAUACACAUCGGCGAUUUUGCCGACUUUAAGCCCUGCUUUUGGCCAAUUCCGUUGUUCCAAUUGACCAAACUCAUAGCUAUUUCUUUAGAACUCCAUUUUUUCUAUCAGUUGAGUAAAAGAAACUGCCCAUUUACCAAUUUAAACUACCCAAUAAAGUGGUCAGAAUUUGGCAAUUUGGCCAAUUUCAUGCAAAUUAAAAAAGAUGCCAAUUUCAAAAUAGGGUCCAGAAUAAACAAUGUAGACAUUCUUGGCAUUAAGAUAACAUAUCCUCUGUUCAUUAGUCACGUCUCUAGGCCCCUCUUAUAUUACUGUUACUUUCUAUUUUGGUUUUUUAUUCAUACAAAAAAUACAAAAUUUACUGUUAUGCAGACUACUGCAUUAUUGUAAAAAUGGUAUAAAUAAUAUCAGUGCAUUAAUGAAAGAAUAUUAGACUCCCCAGUUGAAGUGUAUUGGACGUGUGGAGUGAUUUGCGUACUCCUGAACAUUGGUAAAAAUCGAACAUUUCCGCUACUUUGAGCUCAAUUUCUAGGUCGUUUUCAUCGUGAAAGUAAUCAAAAUCAUCUCUAUUUCUGUAAUAUGAUUUCCAUUUUAUCACCUGAGACCAUGAAAACGAGAAUACAACAAUAAAUACUAUACGAAAAUACACCUCAGUCGGCAUUUUAAUCCAAAAAAACUGUCAUUUUUUUUUUCUAAUUACGUACUUCGUGCUGCAGGAUUUUUUUUAUGUGGUGCACACUGACCACACAGACCCAUUCUCUCACAUGUGGGCCUACCAGCUUUCUCCUGCUUGAUUUGAAGCCGCUAGAAUUUAUGCGUAUAAAUCCGUCAGAAACAGUGGCGCUUAAGAAGUACGUGUAUAUAUACAACCGAAACAGUCAAAGGGUUAAAUGAUGGACAUUUACAUGUAUAUAUACAGUGAAUAUUUAUCAGCUUAGUAACGAGUGAUGACUGUACAAUACUCAAUCUGGGACAAAAGUAUUUCUAGCAGUCAUGUGGCUUGUAGGAUUUAAUACUGCACCAGUAACUAAAAGUAAGGUUGAGCGUAUUAAGUUAUACAGUGGACCCCCGGUUUACGAUAUUAUUUCAUUCCAGAAGUAUGUUCAGGUGCCAGUACUGACCGAAUUUGUUCCCAUAAGGAAUAUUGUGAAUUAGAUUAGUCCAUUUCAGACCCCCAAACAUACACAUACAAACGCACUUACAUAAAUACACUUACAUAAUUGGUCGCAUUGGGAGGUGAUCGUAAACCGGGGGUCCACUGUAUUUUCUUAUUUCUCUUUUCUCAUAUUUUCUUUUUAUCCUCUUUUGUAACUUCUUUUUUUUUCUUUCUAGCAGGAUAAUGUAUAUAAAAUCUUUCCCCAUCAUUUUGAUGAACCAAACUGCAGCUUCAGUAUAGGUAAAUAUUUGGAAGAUUAUUAUAAAUAGUGAAAUUUAUAUUUACAUCUAGAUUUUUUUUUUUUUUUCAACAAGUCGGCCGUCUCCCACCGAGGCAGAUAUAAUGUGAAAAAAGAAUAGCACUUACCCUAAAGCAAAUGGUAACUUUAUUUUGCAGCAGAAGAAUUCAUUUUAUAAAUUUAAAAUAUUACUUGCCAAAACACAUACAGGGAAACAUGAGUGAAAGGAGUAACGCUGACUGUUGCAGUGGAUAGUUAUUAGUCAUUUUUUGUUUUCUGGGAAACGUUUAAGGAUUAUGGCAUUAUAGUUGUAUAUCUUUUAAUAUGGCUGUGAGUAUAUUUUUGUUGUUGAGGAAAAUAAGAGUAAACUCAACAGAUUAAAGUUUUGAGGGGGAGGAAAAAAACUUGUAUUUUAUGAUUGGCAAACACUAUAGUUGUGUUAAAAUUGCCUCAUAAAAUAGAUAAUUUUAAUGAAUGUAACAGUGUUCGGAAGUGUGUAGAUUAUAAGUACAUAUCUACUUAGGACCAGCUUGAGAGUCACUGGACCCCUUCCUCACAACAAAUCUGUCUAUAGAGGUCUGUUUCUGGCAUCUCUCUAAGAUUUCCCUGAAGUGGGACAGGGUUUUGACACUGAACAUGAUGCAUGAUAUAGUACUAUAUGCAUCAUUAAAGAUGCAUGAUAUAGUACUACAACAUUCUUAUGGUUGUAGAGGAAUAAAGAUAGCUUAAUACUAAAGAUCACUCUGUUACAUGAGGAGCAGUAUUACUAUCCAAUGAACUUGUAAUUUACAGAACUGAAUUCCUCGAAGGAUAAAUAUACAGUGGACCCUCGACCAACGCUGGCAUCCUCUAACGAUAAAAUCGCCUAACGAUGCGUUUCUGCGUAAAAAUAUCGGUUCGACCAACGGUGGAAAACUCGGGUAAGGACAUUCGUCCCAAACGCGUCCGCCUUCCGCCCUCCAGCCUAAGCGCCUCAGCUGCCCUGCCUUCAGCUAGUGUGCCAUUGUUUACAAGCCAGAGCGGACAGUUUCACGCAUACAUGCGAUAUAUUUUGUAUUAUUCCAUUGUUUUUAGUGCUUGUAACUACUAAAUAAGCCACCCUGGGCCCAAAGAAAGCUUCUAGUGGUAAAAAGGGUGAGAAAUACUAUCGAAAUACUAUCGUAUCACGGUCAGCUGUUGCUGCACCACCGUCAGCUGCUGUUGUACCACUGUCAGCUGCUGCACCACUGUCAGCUGCUGCUGUACCGCCAUCAGCUGCUGCUGUUGCUGCACCACCAUCAGCUGCUGCUGUACCACCAUCAACUGCUGCUGUACCACCAUCAGCUGUUGCUGCACCACGGUCAGCUGCUGCUGCACCACUGUCAGCUGUACUACUCACUCGAAGAUGUGGAGUGUGUGUUGUCGGUGUGGCUUAACAAGAAACAAUUAACCCCAGAGGGUUAGCCACCCAGGAUAACCCAAGAAAGUCGGUGCAUCAUCGAGGAUUGUCAAACUUAUUUCCAUUGGGGUCCUUAAUCUUGUCCCCCAGGAUGCGACCCACACCAGUCGACUAACACCCAGGUGAACAGGAAAAAAUGCCUGGAACUAGUGCUCAUAUUGGUUAAUUUAAGGCCAGCAAAGGUUGGUUUGAGAGAUUUAAGAAUCGUAGUGGCAUACACAGUGUGAUAAGGCAUAGGAAAGCUGAAAAAUUCCAACCCCAACAAGUGUUCAGUUGUGAUGAAACAGGCCUGUUCUGGAAGAAAAUCCAAAACAGGACCUACAUAACUCAGGAGGAAAAGGCAUUCCCAGGACACAAGCCUAUGAAAGACAGGAUAACUCUCAUGUUUUAUUGUAAUGCUAGUAGGGAUUGCAAAGCGAAGCCUUUACUCGUGUAUCACUCUGAGAAUCCCAGUGUGUUCAAGAAAAAGUGUCUCAUCACUCAUUAAUACUCUUCAUUAAAGCUAAGUGCCAUUUUAGCAUUUAUUUAUGUAGCUAUUGUGCAUGUUUCAUUGUUUUUCUUUGUAGGGAAAUGUAUCUUUCAUGAAAAAAAGAAUUACUUUUUUUCAAAUACUUUUGGCUGUCUGGAACGGAUUAAUUGGAUUUCCAUUAUUUUUUAUGGGGAAAAUUAAUUUGGCUAAGGACAAGCUCUCUGGAACAGAUUAAUAUCAUUGGUCAAGAGUCCACUGUACGUAUACCAGACUCGUCUGUUACAAUAAUUCAGGUGUUCAAGAAAGAGGAGAAAAUUAGGAAGGAGAGACUUGAAGCAUGAUGGAUACUAUGUGCAGUGCUCAUUGGCUCAGCCUAAGAGUGACCCCCACCUUUUGUCAAGUUUGGCAUUCCUACCUCUGCAGUACUCUGUUAGCUCAUCCAACUUACUCAGAACCAAGCUCGGUCGUAAGUCAGAUGGUACUUGUACAUGUAAUUUUGAUGAGUAUUAUAGGUGAACUAGACUGUCCAUUUUGGUCUAGAGUUUCGAGUAUUAUGUUGAUCAAAGAAAACUAGUUUUGCCAUGUUGAGUUCACCCUUACUAUUCAUAAUUCCUAAUAAAGUGAAAGGUACAUUAAUACACCUUUAUCUGUAAAAUAUUUGUCAAACUUAAAAGCCUUUCAUAUAUGUUGCUAGACGAUUAAUUCUUUCUGUAGCCACACAUGUGCUCUAGCUGAUCUUUACUAGUGUAUGAUAAUGAGGUAUAUUGUUAAUCUACUUAACCCACCAGGUGUACAGUAUAAUACUAAAGAGAUCUGCUAUGCACUUCUUUUUAAUGGUAUUUUCACAAGGGUCCUAUCCUAAUCUGGUAACAAACAGGUUCCAAGACUGCACUGUUUGUUUUCAUUACUAGUCAUGCUCCAGUUUAGGUGUACAAAAAAGUUACAUUUUAUGUAAAGAAUAUAUAAAUAUUUAUAUAACUUAAACAUUCUUUUAGUUUUCCACUAUAGCAUAAAAAAGUAAAAUGUACUACAAUAAAGAAUUAAAAUUUA